AUGAAUAUCUUAACUACUGCGGAUCUAAGUGACGACGGCGUGCCACUACUACGCACUGGCGUCGAUGAUGAGGAAUUUCUUUUGGCUAGUUUUGAAAAUGUGGAAAUUUAUGCAUUUAUUAGUGACAUAAAUCAUGUUGGCGAUGAAACACAGCCGAUGGCACCCAGCGGGUUGGUUGGUACACUGUUCGUAACCACAAGUCGCGUGAUCUGGUUGGGUGAUGCAAUGAAGACACAUGUAGGUUACGCAUGGGAGAUGAACACAAUUACGCUUCAUGCUAUAAGUAGAGAUCCAUUGGCUUUUCCAAAACCAUGUUUGUAUUGCCAAAUUAGUAUCGAAGACGUUUUGUCAGAAGUGCGCUUUGUGCCGACCGACGACAAUAUAUUGCAAGAAUUGUUUAAGGCUUUCAGCAAGUCGGCCGAAAUGAAUCCGGAUGACGAUGAAGAUGACGAUGAUGGAUGGAUCUGCAAUGAAGAUGAGGUGGUGGAUGGUGCUCGAGCAGCUCAAUUGGCUGCGAAUUUUGACUCAAUGCUUCAAGUAUCCCCAGAACUGGAGAAUAGUGCAAUGGAAAUAGGACAAUUUGAUGAUGCAGAUGAGGAUAGUCUGCUUUAA
Molecule: messenger RNA, 612 nt
Organism: Plasmopara halstedii
Lineage: Eukaryota; Oomycota; Peronosporomycetes; Peronosporales; Peronosporaceae
Product: chloride conductance regulatory protein icln-like
Exons: 2
Coding region: 1-612 (203 amino acids)
Biological process (GO): mRNA cis splicing, via spliceosome
Cellular component (GO): cytosol; spliceosomal complex
Source: RefSeq, a predicted model, not a curated record